AUGUUCGACGAGUACCUUUACGUCGGGGAGACAACUGGCCGCGAAUGUCUCAAGACUUUUUGUAAGUUAGUUGUGGACGCUUUUGGCGACACAUAUUUGCGACGCCCGACUGCUGAUGAUUGUCAGAGGCUGAUGAGGAUGCACGAGACGGUGCACGGCUUCCCUGGGAUUCUAGGGAGCAUCGACUGCGGCUACAAGGGCAGCCACCCUACGAUGAUCCUGGAAGCCGUCGCUGACCAACGCCUCUGGAUCUGGCAUGCCUACUUCGGUGUAGUCGGGUCGAACAACGACAUCAACUUCCUCAACUCGUCCACCCUCUUCGCGGAUCAGUGCAGGGGUCGCGAACCGGCCAUCGAGUUCACUGCCAACGGCCGCAGACAUCAUAUGGGGUACUACUUGGCCGAUGGCAUAUACCCAAGGUGGCCUGUUUUUUUGAAGACGAUCACCUGCCCAAUUGGUGAGAGGAGAGUCUUGUUUGCGGCAAAGCAGGAGUCCGCGCAGAAGGAUGUGGAGUGGGCUUUUGGGGUGCUCCAAUCGCGGUGGGCAAUCGUGAAAGGUUCGGCGCGUUUCUGGUACAAGGAAGUCAUCGCCGACGUCAUGUAUGCGUGCAUCAUCAUGCAUAACAUGAUAGUCGAACAAGAAGUUGGACAUGUCACCGAUUGGGUGGAUGAUGAAGCCGGAUCUAGCUCCAGCACGGCGACCCCGCCUGUCACUCGAGGAUUACCGAUGGGCUUCGGUGAGGUUCUACAGCGACAGAGCUCAAUGCACAGCCAACAAGACCAUACUCAGCUCAUGACCGACAUGAUUGAAGAAGUUUGGAACCGCAACCGCCGUUGA
Salvia hispanica is the source of this 837-nucleotide messenger RNA. The record is from RefSeq and is a predicted model, not a curated record. NCBI's taxonomy places the organism in Eukaryota, Viridiplantae, Streptophyta, Magnoliopsida, Lamiales, Lamiaceae.